Pimephales promelas (fathead minnow) is the source of this 5399-nucleotide messenger RNA. RefSeq names its product ankyrin repeat and sterile alpha motif domain containing 1Aa (gene anks1aa). Gene Ontology annotation, molecular function: ephrin receptor binding. Lineage: Eukaryota; Metazoa; Chordata; Actinopteri; Cypriniformes; Leuciscidae. The record is from RefSeq and is a predicted model, not a curated record. Gene Ontology annotation, biological process: ephrin receptor signaling pathway. Gene Ontology annotation, cellular component: cytosol.
GACGUGUCGAGCCGUUGCCAAAGGAAGUUUGUGCGGGCGCUGGGAGAGAAAGUUUCCCCGGAGCUGGAGAGAUUGGAGCGGGAAUAACCCUGACACAGCCGCCGCUGGUGGACCGAGCGGAGCGGAGCGGGAAGAGAGCGCGUCGGGGCGUCGGAGAGGCUGCCGUGGGUCCGUGUGGCCGACCGUGUGAUCGUUCCUCCGCCGCUGGUGUGAGUGUGUGUUUGUGUGUGUGAGAUGGGGAAGGAGCAGGAGCUGCUGGAGGCGGCGCGCACCGGGAAUCUACCCGCCGUCGAGAAGCUGCUGUCCGGGAAGAGACAGUCGGCCGGGUCGGCCGCCGCGAGCGGCGCUGGAUCCUCCGGGAAUACCGGGAGCGGCGGGCACAGCUCUUCCCACACGCUCUCCAGUCUGCUCAGUAUCUGGAGGGGGCCGAAUGUGAACUGUGUGGACAGCACUGGAUACACACCUCUACACCACGCUGCUUUAAAUGGACACAGUGAGGUGGUUGAAGCACUUCUGCGCAACGAGGCUCUGACGAACAUCGCUGACAAUAAGGGCUGUUACCCUCUGCACCUUGCGGCCUGGAAGGGGGACCAGCGGAUCGUCAAGCUCCUCGUCCAUCAGGGUCCGUCUCACCCCAAACUCAAUGAACAGAGCUCUCUAGACCACACAGAGUUCAAACGCUGUGGCCCAUUUGACCCCUAUAUUAAUGCCAAGAACAACGACAACGAGACGCCUCUGCACUGCGCCGCUCAGUACGGGCACACGCGGGUGGUGCAGCUGCUGCUGGAGGAGUUGACCGACCCAACCAUGCGCAACAACAAGUUUGAGACGCCGCUGGACCUGGCUGCGCUCUACGGCAGGCUGGAGGUGGUCAAGCUUCUGCUCAGCGCUCAUCCCAACCUGCUCAGCUCCAACACCAAGAAACACACGCCUCUCCACCUGGCCUCGCGCAACGGACACCUGCCCGUGGUGGAGGUGCUGCUGGCCGCCGGCGUCGACAUCAACUACCAGACAGAGAAAGGCAGCGCCCUUCACGAAGCAGCUCUAUACGGAAAGACCGAAGUCGUACAAAAACUACUCAACGCAGGUAUUGAUGUGAAUAUCGUGGACUGUAAGAAUCUAACAGCGCUGGACACUGUUAGAGACAUGCCCUCUCAAAAGAGCCGACAGAUCGCCUCCCUCAUACAAGCUCAUAUGAGCGGGCGACCGUCAGACACGAGCCUCCCUCCUCCACCAGUGCCUCCACCUCAAGAGAGCCUGAGCCCCAAGAGAAAAGGAGAAAUGGAGCAGAAGGUCUGUGAGCUUAUAUCCGGUUUGUCUUCGCCCCCCGUGGAAGAGAGUCCGUAUGAAGCCUUGUUUGAGGCCUCCUCGUGUCACUCUCUCGACAGCCUGGCCAGCGGGAAGUCCUCGGACAGAGACUCCGGGCGGCCCGACAGUGAAGCCGGGAAGAAAGAGCGUCAUCCUCCACAGAAUCAGUCUGCACUGGAAGAGGAGCUCAGCUCGGAGGCAGCUCACACUAACAGCAGUGUGGAUGAACGCGUCGAGCCCCUGGAAGAGGAGGACCACCCAUAUGAACUGCUAGUCACUGCACAAACCAAAACCUCCAACAACACACAAAACAAGAGCGAUGUGGACAGCUCAGCCAAGUCUUCCAACAGUGUCCUACCUCAGCGAAAGACCGCCACACACAUUGACCUACGACCUUCAGCAUCCAACACAAACACUCUGCAGCCGCCUGCUCCUCUUUUUAGCACAGGCCAGACGUCUGGAGAGAGCUCAUCGCAUGGUCAGGAUAUAAGCACUGCUGUUCCUGAGCAGUUCACUGGUCUGCUUCACGGUUCCUCGCCGGUGGUCGACUGUCGGGAGGAAGCGUUCAGACUGCCGUCCUCUGCAGGGAAGUCCGGUGAGGCUUCAAACACUUCCACAUCGGCGAGCUCUGCUUCCCAUUCCAAAUCAGCGGUCACCAUGGAAACCAUUCUCCAGGACACUGACCCCAAAGCUAUCUACGCCACCGUCCACAAAGAGCCGCGAGAUUCACCGAAACACAACUCGCCGGCCCGAGAUCCUCCGUUGACGAGAAGGAUGCCUCCGCCGGGGGAUCUCAAGCUAGCGCGUAGCCUUUCCAAGUCCGACUCCGACCUGCUGGUGUCCCCGCCCGGUGAGGAAGAGACGGGAUUGGGUGGGAGAAGUGAGUCCGUGUCCAACUGCAGCACCGCCAAGAGAAGGCUGGAAAAAUCACCUUCGUUCACGUCAGAAUGGGAUGAGAGACAGAGGCAUUCCCUCUCUAUUCCAUGGAGACGUCGGCCGUCCCAAAGAAUUGAGAAGAUCAUGACUUUGAUUGGUGCCGGCAUUGACUUCUCCAAAGACCAGGAUUGCUCCGCCACAGGUGGAUCCGGGAGGCUACUAGAGCAGCCGGUCGGUGAUUGGUUGGAGCAUAUAGGCCUUCCACAGUAUGAGAGCAAGCUUCUGCUCAACGGCUUUGAUGACCUGCGGUUCAUGGGAAAUGAUGUAAUGGAAGAGCAAGAUCUGCGAGAAAUCGGCAUCACGGAUCCGGGACAUCGCAGGAAGAUCGUCAGCGCUGCACGUUCUUUGCCAAAGGUGAAAGCGUUGGGCUGUGACGGCAGCACGUCCCUCUCCUCGUGGCUGGACCUCCUGGGUCUUCAGGAGUACCUGCACAACUUCAUGUCCAGCGGCUAUCGCACGCUAGAGUGUGUGAAGAACCUGUGGGAGCUGGAGAUCGUUAAUGUGCUGAAGAUCACGUUGUUGGGCCACAGGAAGAGGAUCAUCGCAUCAUUAGCUGAACGGCCCUAUGAGGAGCCGCCGGUUAAACCCCCUCGCCUCUCUCAGAUCAGAUGUCAGGAUCUCUUGUCCCAGACCUCGUCUCCUCUCAGUCACUCAGACUCCUACACUCGUUCUAUGGAUCCGCUCUUGCCCGCAGGGGAUUCUGGGAGGAGGAGAGGACCCGACUCCGAGUACGACGUGUCCACCCGACAGCGGCCCAACGACAGAACGCAACCACAAGAGAAAUAUGAGGAGCGUCAGCGGGAACCUCGCCUGACCUUACGACCCCCGAGUCUGGCGGCUCCGUACACACCGGUGCAGAACUGGCACCACCAGCCCGAGAAGCUCAUCUUUGAAUCGUGCGGUUACGAGGCCAAUUAUCUGGGCUCGAUGCUCAUUAAAGAACUAAGAGGAACGGAGUCGACGCAGGACGCCUGUGCUAAAAUGAGGAGGUCGACAGAACAGAUGAGGAAGAUCCCCACCAUCGUCCUCUCCAUCACGUACAAGGGUGUGAAAUUCAUCGAUGCUGCCAACAAGAACAUCAUCGCAGAACACGAGAUCCGGAACAUCUCGUGUGCGGCUCAGGACCCCGAGGACCUCUGCACCUUCGCUUACAUCACUAAAGAUCUGCAGAGCAGCCAUCAUUACUGCCAUGUGUUCAGCACCGUAGAUGUGAACCUGACUUACGAGAUCAUCCUGACGCUGGGACAGGCGUUUGAAGUGGCCUAUCAGCUGGCACUGCAGGCCCAGAGGACCAGACAGCAGCAGAACCCCGAGAUCAUCGAGACCAAGAGCAGCAGACCCACACCCAAACCACGAGGGAGCAUGCGCAAGUCAGGGGUGGAGGCGCUGGAUGUGGACGCUCACGCUCAGAGCAGUGCGUCCUGGAUCAUGGACUCCAAAGAUCCCAAGCGCACCGUCAGCACCAACUGACCAGUGUGUCGGGUGCCAAACAGAAAGGAAAGUUGGGAUGCCAUGACUGUGGAUGAAGCAUCACUUGUAUUUCAUGUGUGUGUGUGUUCGCGUGUUUAUAUAGUUUUAUGUAAUUGUGUGAAAACUACUCACACCUGCAGUGAUCUCCUCCCAUCCCAUUUAACACACGGGCCAAAGACAGACAAAAAAAAUGUCCCGUCCGCUGCUCCGCUCGCACACCAUUUAAAACAUCUUGCUUUUAUCUGACUUCAGACGUGUUCAAAGACUCAGAAGCGCAGCCACUGUAUUCUCACGCGAUAACAAGAGCCAGUGUUGACGUUGUCUUUGCUUUGAUUUCGGUCGAGUUUUGUUUAACUUUCUUUGUGAAGCGACAGUCUACACGCUCCUGUUUUAUCUGUGAUUCUUUCGUCUAAACUGAUGGUCUUUCAUCUCACAAAGUGCAGAUGCUUUUAUUUUGUCUGAUAACUUUGAAAAUAAAAGCAGUAGGUUAAAAACACUGAUUCUAGUUCACCAAAACACUGAUUAGAGAGUUCAGUCUUGUCUUUUGAUGUCCGAUUCAGAUCAAUCCAUCCGUAAGUUGAGAUGUUUGAUUCUUACUGUCAGUAUUUUUAGGCUUUAGUACAAAUGUCUGUCAAGCUAAACAAUAUGGGCGAGACCAUUCAAACAUAAGGAAUGUGAACCACGGUACGAGUUUCAGUAGGAAAGGCAGAGUUUCGACAGACGGGAGAUACUCUGUGUUGUGACGUCUUAUGGUACACUAUUAUGAUUAGUUAAUAACUUUAUGAUGGCAUGAGAUUGGUACAGUCCGGAUCUUGGUACUUGUAGUGAUUUUACACGUAUACUGUGAUUUCUAAUACAAAAUGAUGGCGUUAAUGUGACACUACAAACAACAGCGAAUUGUUUUUAUGUGUAGAGUUUCUUAAUGGAACUGUCUGUCUCCAUCCUUUUAAUGAUUAAGUUGCAGAAAGCAGGGUAUGUCAAAAAAAUAAAUAAUAAUGAAACCGAUAAAAAGGUUUAAAUUUGCAUAUUCAUCCGUCGUAGACAAACUUGUGCUUCUAUUUUGUGUAGAUAAUAAUGCAUAAAUAUGAGGUUUAGAUGGGAAAUAUUCCUGUAUGCGUUUAGCCCUAGUUUACAAGGAUUUUAAGUCUGGUACUUUUUAGUUUGAUUAUUUUGAAUCUUCGUUUUUAACAUGGUAUGUUAAAAAUGGGUACAGUGCUAAAUACAAGCAGAUGCUAAUGCUAGCACCUGUAACAGCCGCAGUGUUUGCACAACUAAUCACAUUAGCGAAUACAACGGUGACAGUUUAGAUCAUACUCACGGCUAAACGAUUAAAAUAUAAACAAUACUGGAUUGUAAAGUAAUCCUGGGUGAACUCUUUUGAUACUUGAAUGAUUAUGCUUUUAUAGAUAUCUCUCUCUCUAUAUAUAUAUAUAUAUGUAUAUGUAUGUAAUGUAUGUAUUUUUUUCUUUGUUUACUUUUUGGUCAUGUUUUUGUCAUAUCUAGAGAGGAACGUCUUUUUAAAGCUCAACAUAUCAUGGUGUAAGUGAGCAUGAGACUGACAAUGGUAUCUCUGAGAGACCUUGCCACAGAAUCAAAGAGAAAGAUUGUAAAUAAUCUUGGGCUUCCAGUCUUUUUUAUGAUUAUUAUUUUUCAUAAUUGUACAUCCAAUAAAUGAAGAGAUGAUA